AUGGCACCCCCGAAUAUUGAGAACAAAGCCGCCCCGGGCAUCUCCUACUACACCCCGGCGCAAGAACCUCCCGCCGGCUCUUCCGCGAUCCCGCAGUCUGAUGGAUCGCUGCCUCCCAAGCUCUUCCAGCCCUUUACGGUGCGGGGCAAGACGUUCCACAACCGCAUCGGACUUUCCCCGCUAUGCCAAUAUAGCGCCGACGAUGGACAUAUGACCGACUGGCACAUGGCGCACCUGGGCGGCAUUGCCCAGCGCGGACCGGGUCUCAUGCUGGUGGAAGCCACAGCAGUCCAGCCAGAAGGUCGGAUUACCCCCCAAGACCAUGGUCUCUGGAAAGACUCUCAGAUCGAACCUCUCCGCCGCGUGGUCGAGUUCGUGCACAGUCAGAGCCAGCUCAUCGGCAUUCAGCUGGGCCACGCGGGCCGCAAGGCAAGCACCGUGGCCCCCUGGUUGAGCGCGGCAGACACGGCCACCAAAGAAGUAGGCGGAUGGCCCGACAACGUGAAGGGUCCGUCGGAUAUCCCAUUCCAAGAGAAGUUCCCCAAGCCGAAAGCCAUGACCCUGGCCGAUAUUGAACAGUUCAAAAAGGACUGGGUGGCCUCCCUGAAGCGGGCUCUCAAGGCCGGUGUGGACUUUAUUGAAAUCCACAAUGCCCACGGCUAUCUUCUCAUGAGUUUCCUGUCGCCCGCGACCAACAACCGGACGGAUAAAUACGGUGGCAGCUUCGAGAACCGUAUUCGUUUGUCCAUGGAGGUUGCCAAGUUGACUCGCGAGAAUGUUCCCGACGACCUUCCCAUCUUCCUGCGUGUCUCAGCCACGGACUGGCUGGAGGAGGUCAUGCCUGACCAGCCCAGCUGGCGCGUGGAAGACACGGUCCGUUUCGCAAAGGCGCUGGCGGAUAGCGGCAACGUCGAUGUUCUAGAUAUCAGCAGUGGAGGUAACCACCAUAAGCAGCACAUCCACGCCAAGGCAGCUUUCCAGGCGCCGUUUGCUAUUAAAGUGAAGGAGGCCGUUGGAGAUCGACUCAAGGUUGGCUCGGUCGGCAUGAUCAACUCCGCCCAUCUGGCCAACAGUCUGCUGGAGAAUAACGGUCUGGACUUUGUGCUGAUUGGCCGUGCCUUCCAGAAGAACCCCGGACUGGUGUGGACCUGGGCGGAAGAAUUGGAUGUCGAAAUCUCGAUGGCUAAUCAGAUUCGCUGGGGCUUCGCCAGUCGUGGUGGCAGUGUCUAUUUGACGAAGCAACAGAAGGUGUGA
Penicillium cinerascens is the source of this 1254-nucleotide messenger RNA. Its product is annotated as NADH:flavin oxidoreductase/NADH oxidase. Lineage: Eukaryota; Fungi; Ascomycota; Eurotiomycetes; Eurotiales; Aspergillaceae. Bases 1 to 1254 code for a protein of 417 amino acids. The record is from RefSeq and is a predicted model, not a curated record. Gene Ontology annotation, cellular component: intracellular anatomical structure. The transcript is spliced from 2 exons. Gene Ontology annotation, molecular function: NADP binding; NADPH dehydrogenase activity; FMN binding.